Messenger RNA from Tuber melanosporum (Perigord truffle), 2494 nucleotides. RefSeq lists its product as uncharacterized. Gene Ontology annotation, cellular component: nucleus. The transcript has 8 exons. The record is from RefSeq and is a predicted model, not a curated record. NCBI's taxonomy places the organism in Eukaryota, Fungi, Ascomycota, Pezizomycetes, Pezizales, Tuberaceae. Bases 1 to 1788 code for a protein of 595 amino acids. Gene Ontology annotation, biological process: positive regulation of transcription by RNA polymerase II.
AUGUGCUCGAGAAAAACGGGCCUUCUGGCUGUGAUCCCCAGUCCGGCGACGGCGGCGCCCGUCGCCCCAUCUACCCCUGCCGUUCCAUCGAAGGAGGACACGAAUCUCGCUUGUCAAUGGACUUCGUGUCAAGAGAAGUUUGAGACUCCCGAGGAUCUUUACAACCACCUUUGUGAUAUCCACGUCGGGCGUAAGAGUACCAAUAAUCUCUGUUUGACGUGCGCCUGGGGCACUUGCAGAACUACUACCGUCAAGCGGGAUCACAUCACCUCGCACAUCCGCGUCCACGUUCCGCUUAAGCCGCAUAAGUGUGAAUUCUGUCAGAAAGCUUUUAAAAGACCUCAGGAUCUAAAGAAGCAUGUGAAGACACAUGCGGACGAUUCUGUCCUGCUCCGUUCUCCUGAGCCGGAUGGGUUAGGUAGGAGGGCAUCCGCCGUUCACCAAGCUCGGGGAGAUAAUGUUCAUGGUCAGUAUACCACCGGUGCGGGAAUGCAACCUCUAGCUGCGACUGCUGCGCAGGCGUAUUACGGUAUCGGCGCAUAUUACCCCGGCCCCAACCAAGCGCCCGGAGCCGCUCCAGUAUAUUACUACAACGCUCCCCAGGCUCCCCAGCAAGACAUGGCCCAAGCGGCGCCUCUCAGCGAGAAUAAUAAGAAGCGCAAUUAUGAUGGGAUGGAUCAGUUCUUCGAUGACGCUAAGCGACACAAGAUCCAACCGGUUUACGAUGGAGCCAUGGCGCAGAGGCUCUCUGCAUUGCAAUUCGUUCCGACCACUAGUGAGGGUGUUGAUUUCAACGGGCAUCAUGCGCCCACCGUGACUGCGUCCCCAUCGGCCCAGACUCAAUUCACCCUCCCGUCGCUCCGGACGAAGCAGGACCUAAUUGACGCUGACAACUUCCUCACCCAAUUGUCUGCUAAUGUUUAUGAGAACCCUGCCGCGGCUACCGCAGCUGGCGUUCCGGCCGGUGGAGCGCAUUUUACUCAACAGUAUCGCCCUAACCAACCAUCUUCCCCGCACGGCACUCCUGCUGCCCAACCGCAACAGCAUAGUCCUAGCCAUACUCCUGUUGCGCACGAUACUACCUCGACCACUGCACCGACUAUACCCGCUACCUCUAACUCGACUGGUACUCCCGCUUUGACCCCACCCAGUCAACAACACUCAACACCUCCUACCGUCUCGCCUCAGACUUCGGCCUCGAUGUACCCAACUCUCCCGGCUGCGGUUACCAGCAGUGAGAUGUCUGCUGGAUAUCCCGCACCAGUUUCCACUGCGCCCCCCACUUCCCUCGGGCCAACUUUCGAGUCUGAACAGCGCAGGAGGAUUAGCGUCGGUGUAUUACAGAAAGCUUCGAGAUCCUCAGAGGAUACCGACGUCGAUAUGGGAACCGAUGAUAUCUUUGGCAACUUAAAGAAGAACGAGAUCAGCAGUAGCCUCAUCGAUCCCGAGCUUGGCGCGUUGUCUGGAGAGACAAUGCAGCAGCAGCAGCAGCAGGAAGAGGGUCCCCCGGCAGCAGCCGAGAAGGACGAGAUCGUCUCCUGGGAAAGGAACAUUGGUGUCAUCAAUAGUCUUCGCGAUUACGUUAAAGAGCUAUUGAGGGAGGAAGAUGAGAAGGAAAAACGUGGUGAGGGGGAGGAUCACAUCAUGACGGACCACGAUGGCGGUGUCGACGCAUCAAACGUAGACCAGCAGCCACAGGAGGAGGGCGGAAGUGAUGAGCGUGCCAAAGAGGAACAAACGGAUGCUCAGGCCCUCUACCCGGUUCUGAGGGCUGUCGCCGUAGCUUGAUAACUUUUUCAUGAUUUAUCCCUUCUUUAUCGGACGAUCCAUAGCGGGGUCAUGAAGUUAUGAUGGUUGUACCAGCAAGAGUGGAGGGGUUAGGUAGAGGAGGAGGUGAAGGGUACUAUUCAGGCUUCGAUUUUCGUUUCAUCUCUUUUGCUUUUCUCCUCCUGUCUUCAACCUCCCUCCUUUUCUCAUUUACUACUACGAUGGCUGGAGCUUUCUCUUCUUCUCCUUUCCUUUGUUCAGUUCUGUUGCAUUUCCUUCAACCUUCCCCACCCCAUCCUUCUAUCCGUCUCGCCUCUGGAUGAAUGGGUUGGAAGUUCCGCGCAGGCCGGCCGUCUGUCCCAUCGUGAGGAAAUAAAGGGCGGAGGGAAUAGGGAGGAUUUUCAGUAAACUACUUACACUCUUCGUCGUGAAUGUCUGUUCUUCCUUGUUUGCUUGCUCACCUGUUCUUUCUGUUUCUUAGACAGAAAACUACGAAAAAAAUACUAUUUCUCCCCCCCCUCCUCUUUAUAUUACAAAAUGGAAUAUUUUCUUGCCCCCUUUGCUCUCUCUACUCUUGUGUUCUCAACCCCUUGACACUGGGGUUUUUCUUCUUUGCCUGUUUUGCGUUUUAGUUAUUUUAUUUGUUACGGGUUAUUUCUUUCAUGUAAUUCUUUUCUUCUUUUCUUUAUUAGUCGUGUGUUGGUAAAACAAAUGGUUGUCUACUCAG